Messenger RNA from Felis catus (domestic cat), 1448 nucleotides. RefSeq names its product ZFP36 ring finger protein (gene ZFP36). Lineage: Eukaryota; Metazoa; Chordata; Mammalia; Carnivora; Felidae. The transcript is spliced from 2 exons. Bases 129 to 1106 code for a protein of 325 amino acids. Gene Ontology annotation, molecular function: mRNA binding; metal ion binding. The record is from RefSeq and is a predicted model, not a curated record.
CGGGCCCCACUGGCCCCGCCUCCUCACUUCGUCUCUAUAAAAACACCGGCUCCAGCAGCCAACCGCAGCCUGACUUCAGCGCUCCCACUUUUGGCCGACUUCUCAGCCCAUCGGCCGUUCGCGCCGCCAUGGAUCUCGCCGCCAUCUACGAGAGCCUCCUGUCGCUGAGCCCUGACCUGCCAUCUGACCACGGAGAGACUGAGUCCAGCCCAGGCUGGGCCUCCUCCGGGCUCUGGAGCCUCAGCUCUUCCGACAACAGCCCGGCUGGGGUCGGUGCCCGUCCGCCUGGCCGCUCCACCAGCCUGGUGGAGGGUCGAAGCUGUGGCUGGGUCCCGCCACCCCCAGGCUUCGCACCCCUGGCGCCCCGCCCAGGCCCUGAACUGUCACCCUCGCCCACCUCACCCACUGCGACCCCCACCACCUCAUCCCGCUACAAGACUGAGCUAUGUCGGACCUUCUCAGAGAGCGGGCGCUGCCGCUACGGGGCUAAGUGCCAGUUUGCCCACGGACUGGGCGAGCUGCGCCAGGCCAGUCGCCACCCCAAGUACAAGACAGAACUCUGCCACAAGUUCUACCUCCAGGGCCGCUGCCCCUACGGCUCACGCUGCCACUUCAUCCACAACCCCAGCGAGGAUCUGGCUGUCCCAGGCCACCCCCAUGUGCUUCGCCAGAGCAUCAGCUUCUCAGGCCUGCCCUCCGGCCGCAGACCAUCACCGCCACCAGCCGGCCUGGCAGGCCCCUCCCUGUCCUCAUGCUCCUUCUCUCCCUCCAGCUCCCCACCGCCACCACCUGGGGACCUUCCGCUUUCACCCUCUGCUUUCUCUGCUGCCCCUGGGACCCCUGUGGCCCGAAGAGACCCCACCCCAGCCUGUUGCCCCUCCUGCCGAAGGGCUACGCCGGGUAGCGUCUGGGGGCCCUUGGGUGGCCUGGCUCGGAGCCCCUCUGCACACUCCCUGGGAUCUGAUCCUGAUGAAUAUGCCAGCAGUGGCAGCAGCCUGGGGGGAUCCGACUCCCCCGUCUUCGAGGCUGGGGUUUUUGGGCCACCUCAGCCACCUGCAGCCCCCCGGCGCCUCCCCAUCUUCAAUCGAAUCUCUGUUUCUGAGUGAUAAGUGCCUGCCCGGUACAGAUCAGCUGGAUCUCAAGGGGGCCAUUUCUGUUUUGCUGUGGGCUCCACAGGGGCCCUGGGGCUGUGGGGAACUGGGGGACUCAGUCAAGUAGCCUCCCCCCCCCCAACUUCCAAAGUGCAUUAACCCACUCCCCUGACCCCACGCUGGGGCGGGUCCCCAGUGUGCAAGCUCGGUGUUCAUGGUGUUGGGGGCAGGAGUGUUUUCUGGGUCCUGUAAAAAAAAAAAAAUGUAGCAGAUUUGAGGAAGGCAGUGAGCCCUCUACCCGCCCCUCUUUCCCAAUGCUGUGAAUAAUAGGCUCCUACUGCUCCCCCCUCCCCAUUU